AUGGCUGGGCAGCAGAAGCAGCAGCAGCUACAGCUGCAGCAGCAGCAGCAGCAGCAGCAGCAGCUAGGUAGCUGCACUGCUGCAGAUAUACGCCGCUUGCUGCAUCGAGCUGUCUGUACAGUCAAAGAAAAACAAAAUGACGAAGAAUCUAAAAAGAUUGACUACGAGCUCAUGGAGAGGCGUUGGAGUUCAUUUUUAUCUUCUGUUGAGAAACACGGAAAGAUGACAACAGCUAACUUUAUUAAGGUCUACACAGAUGGUCCAUUAAAUGGAGGAACAGGACGCUUCCGUGACCUCCAUCUACGUUUACGAGGAGCAGCAGCAGCAGAAUUAGGGUUUGUCUUCUUGCAUUCAUUACAAGCAGCAAAAGCUGAUUCUAUUGCUCAUAAAACCCUACAACAACUCCAACAGAUCCCUCCUUUGUGGUGCUGCGGUUGUGUCUCAUCACCCAACGAAGAAGGCUCUCUUGUUCAGGUGUUAGAGAGCGAUGUCCCUAAGAAGCGUCGAUGUAUACAAGAGGUUUUGCGUCAGGCUAUACAAACAGUCCGCAACAUGUAG
Messenger RNA from Eimeria maxima, 558 nucleotides. RefSeq names its product cardiolipin synthase, putative. The coding region runs from base 1 to 558 and encodes 185 amino acids. The transcript is spliced from 7 exons. The record is from RefSeq and is a predicted model, not a curated record. Lineage: Eukaryota; Apicomplexa; Conoidasida; Eucoccidiorida; Eimeriidae.